AUGGUAACUCUUCAAAGAACCACUUGUGGUGCCCCAGAUCCUAAUAGGGUGGUCCUGUCAGAGCUCUACGCCACCGGCUUCCAGCGUUCGUUCUCUGACGACGACGAUCUGACCAGCGUUGCGGAGAGCGAUGUGGUCUAUGCCUUCCAGGCUCCGCCCCUCCACACACGGGGAGGCUCCACGCGAAUCUUGGGCUUCCACCACAGCCUCCCAUCCUCGCCGUACACCUCUGGGCCAGAGGGUAAAAGGUUACCCCCAUCGACCACUCUGUCCUCAGAGUUUCUGAACCACGGUGGUUCCACCAAGGUCCUCCUCGUAAUCUGCAACACGGCAGGCUCUGGCCAGCAGGCUGUCAGGUUCGGCCCUCCCUUCCUCAUGAGAGAGGAGCGUACCCUGUCCUGGAUCAGCUCCAGCAGAGUAUCCUCAGCAAGCUCUAUUACCUGAUGCUGAACGGAUCACAGGCUCAGAAUGCAUUGUCGCUGUUCAAGAUCAGAGUGGUGGGAGGGUCUGCCUCCUACAGCUACCUGUCCCCACAAGAUGGACGCCCUCUCUUCCACCCUGCCGU
This is a messenger RNA of Salvelinus sp. IW2-2015, 565 nucleotides long. Lineage: Eukaryota; Metazoa; Chordata; Actinopteri; Salmoniformes; Salmonidae. The record is from RefSeq and is a predicted model, not a curated record.